AGAGAUAAUUAAAUCAAUAAUGGUUUUGAAAUUGAAAACUCCAAUGCAAGGACCGCAAGAUUCCCCAGUUGAUGACUGGUUAUUUGGAAGAGACCUUGAAGAUAGAGUUAAGCAGUCUAAGUCUUUGGUUCAAAUAAGUAAAGAAUUGCGGGACCACAAACAACCAUCCAGCUCCACUGCUCGGGCUUUAAACUCCCAGAGCCUCCCUCGAUCAUCGCAACUAGAGAUGAUCGAUAUAUCGGUACCGACGACCUUUCCCGGUCGCUGUCACCGGUAUCCCGGCGACUUGCAAGUCGCUGCUAAGAUCAUCUCUAAUCGCAACGAGGUCUACGAAUGGGCCGCUUCAACAGCAUUACCGGACCAGUUAUGGAGGAAAACAGCAGUUCCGACGAGUUCAAGAAAAGAAGCCAGUACGGCUGGACCAACAAGGGCAGAGAGGGAGAUAUCGCCGAUGAAUACUGAGGUUGGUGAAACAGCUGGCAGAUUAAAAUUAUUUUAUGCAAACUGGUGCAAAAUAACGUCUGACAAGCAUGUCUUGUCAUGGAUUAAGAAGCCUCGUCCGUCUCACAUACCGAAGGAACCUAAAUGUUCUCCGACAGAACUGGGUGAGAUUGAAAAUAAUAUUAAAAAAUGUUUGUCCACCGGGGCCUUGAAGAAAGUGCGCCCUCUUAAGGAUCAGUUUUUAUCUAAUAUUUUUGUAACUCCUAAACCUGACGGUAGUCAAAGACUUAUUCUCAACCUCAAAUCGUUAAAUGAUUACAUUUCAGUUAGUCAUUUUAAAUUAGAAGAGCAUAAAACAUUAGAAUCUAGUCUUCACGCCAAUCAUUACUUGUAA
Molecule: messenger RNA, 835 nt
Organism: Acanthoscelides obtectus
Lineage: Eukaryota; Metazoa; Arthropoda; Insecta; Coleoptera; Chrysomelidae
Source: the annotation of a GenBank genome assembly